Messenger RNA from Astyanax mexicanus (Mexican tetra), 4006 nucleotides. It is a transcript of the gene fam72a, whose product is annotated as family with sequence similarity 72 member A. The transcript is spliced from 4 exons. Bases 526 to 969 code for a protein of 147 amino acids. The record is from RefSeq and is a predicted model, not a curated record. Lineage: Eukaryota; Metazoa; Chordata; Actinopteri; Characiformes; Acestrorhamphidae. Gene Ontology annotation, cellular component: cytosol.
AAAGGGGCUUUAUGGGGACGUAAACAAACGUAGCUAGCUUAGCGAGCCGAGCGUUUAACACCGCGGCGGGUUAAUAAGAGCUCAAACUGAGCUUUUUACUGCUCGUUUGUCUCGUAUACCCGCGUUUACCCGUUUAAAACCCAUAAUAUGUAUAGUUAGGGCUGUCGUACAGCCUUAAAAUACGAAUUAAGAACAGCUGCUAGCUAGGUAGCUAGCAUUAGCUUGGUUAACUACUCGGCUAACAUCCUGUUUAAAUAGCGCACAGAUCGUAGUUAGCUGAGCAGUUUAACGCUAGCUGCUUAAGUUGGCUAGUUAGCACUAGCUGCCUAAGCUUUGAUGCGAGUUCCUCGGUUAGAUUUUGUAAUAAAUUCACUUUACUAGCUAUUAAAUUAGCUAGUUAACUAUUGAGUCAAUAAUUCGUUUCAGCUACUCUAUAUACUAGCUAGUCAAUAUUACAGGUCAGACUGGUAACGCUAGGUUAGCUAGUUAACUAACCAAGUGUUUCACCGCAUACGAGGCAGCACAAUGUCUACUUCUAAUUUUAAGAAUAAAUGCGUUACACAGGUGAACUGCAUUUACUGCGACAGUCUCCUCUGUACGAGAGGAAUGAAAGCUGUGCUUCUAGCUGAUACAGAGAUCGAGCUGUUUUCAACAGACAUGCCACCAAACAGGACGGUUGACUUUGUUGCAGGCUGCUAUUCCACAGACAGCUGCAAGUGCAAGUUAAGAGACAUCGCCUGUUUGAAAUGUGGAAAUGUAGUGGGUUAUCAUGUGGUGGCUCCAUGCAAGCCCUGCCUCCUCUCCUGUAACAAUGGACACUUCUGGAUGUUCAAUAGUGAAGCUGUGUCCACCAUCAACCGACUGGAUUCAUCAGGACAGAAUCUGCUGCUGUGGGGUGAUCUGCCCGAGUUGGAGGGCAGCGAGGAUGAGAGCCCAGGCAGCCUUUCAGACGAGGAGUACCUCAGAUAAAGAGACAGAGGUACCAAAUGCACUGGAGGUAUUGGACUGUACCACACUGAAUUUUUUGGGAGGGGCUUAACUCCCAGAAGCCUUUGUUUUAAGCACAUUCUUUCAAAGACUGGAGAGAAAAUAAGACUGCAAAGAGAAAAAACAAGACAAGACAAGACAUUCCAGCACAUGUUUAAUUGAUCUGUCUUUUGAUCGCACCCUCAGCAGCGGUUUGGUAGCAUCACAUUACGCAUUUCAGUAUAUUUAGUUUUUUAUUAUAUUGUUAUACUUUUGGUGUUAGGGUAUGUAAUUUGUGAAAUGCGUAAAGCAUUCUGAACUGUGAGCAUUUUGGGGUCACUUGAUUGGCACUGAUUGGCAUGUGACCAAUAUACAGUAUAUAACCCUAACAUGAGUAUAUGAGUCUAGCAUAUAAGCUGAUCAGCCAUAACAUUAAAACCGCCAGUGUAGGGUCCUCAGAGUGAUCUAACAGACUAAAACUCUGACUGACACUAUGGCCAUGAUGAUUUGCCGUCAGCAGCCGGAGUCCGAGAUAAUGCACAACUAGAGCAUGGAUUAUGCACUUGUCCUCACCCUGUCCUUGUGAAGGGAGCAUUGAAAGAACAUUGGAGGAGACCUGAUGACUGGUGAGUGGGUGGGUUAACAAUUAGGUCAGAUAAAUUGUAUGGAAAAUGAUGUAGUAUUUAUGUAGUAAAAAUAAAUAAAUAUUUAAAACACCAAAAAUAGCUCUCCCUCAUGACUUCAACCGAUUUUUCUUCACCCAUCAGUGGUUAUAAUGUUGUGGCUGAUCAGUGUACAUGUAUUCUGGAGGGUGGCCAAUAAUAAAACAAAAAAGAAAAUAUUGAGAUUUAUUUAUUAGGAAAUUAAACAAGCAAACAAGUGAUGGGGCUUAUAUGUACUUCUUUAAAACUGAUUGACUGACGUGUCAAUAUUUAUUUAUUUAUUAUUAUUAUCAUUUAUUAUUGUUUGUGGACAGCACACUUGAAAUGUGAACUAUGCGACAAGCAUUUUUCUGUGAAUGAUUUAACAGCAACUUUUUUUUUAACUGAUACAAAAUAUUUUAAUAUAUGCUUUUUUAUUUAUUUGGUUUUUUUGGGGGUUAAUUUGUGUUUUGGAUGUAGGAAGGGUCAGUGUAAUGUUUAGCAGAACUGUAUCAAGCUACAUUCAAAAAUAGAAAAUUGUGUAUAAAACUUAAAAAAAAAAAUCUGUUCAGAAGAAGAAAUGGGUUUUCAUACAAUUUUUCAAUUACCUAUUUUUUUUCAUUUCAGCCUUUCUUAAACAGAAUUUCAAGAAAAGUAAAAAGGGGAAUCUUCUCUCAGUUUUUAGAUUUGUCCAGUUUUGUAUUUUAUAAAAAAAAUGAUUGUAUAAUCCAACUUGCAAAAUGCAAAAAUGGAAAAAUCUGAAAAUAAAGAAAAAAUAUAUAUAUAUUUUUUUAUUUUAUUGAAAUUCCGACUGCGAGGGGCAGAGAUGGAAUAAAAAUUAAAAUUGGAAAAAAAUAUUUAUUGUACAGUUUUUACAUGCAAUUUUCUGUUUUUUUUUGCAUUUAGCCUACAGUGAUUAGAAAGUUACACAGAUCUAAGAAGCCAAUGUCAGGCUAAUGCAUCAGUAUAUCCAUAAUACAGUAUGCUUAGCAUUAGCUUAUAUACUUUUUUUUUUCUUCUUUUUUUUUAUAAUCCAAUUCAUUUUCUGCUACUGUUUCAUUUUUACAGUUUGGAUUUGAAGGUAUGUUUUAAGGUCACACUGCAGUACUGCAGUCACAUAAUUUCACAUUUUUAAUUUAUAUAUUUUUUAAAUCUGCAGUGAAUGAAUUGGCUUGCAUUUUAAAGAUUGCUGAUAUUGGUUGAUGUCACUUAAAUACAGGUUUUUACUGUAUUUUACUGUUACUGCAGUCUGUACAUACUGUAUACUGUUUAUACAACUUUUUUUUGUUUCUCUUCCGAACAGCCAAUCAAGGUCUAAAAUAAUAAUAAUGUUUAAAGAGCGUGCACAAGCUGAGCAGUUCUUUCCAAAGAUUAGUUUAUUUUCUUGUAGUUUUCUGAGAACACUGUGGCUCUCCUGAGAAUGACAAAAUGGAACAUGCAGCACAGCAAACGUGAACCAUUUGAGCUUUUUCCUGUUUUUUUUAUUAUUAUUAUUAUAAAAAUGUUUUUUUUUUUGCUGUACAUACACUCCAGUCAGUGUAUGUCCUUAUACAAUUGCCUUUUUAUUGUUUUUUUUUUUUUUUUUUUUGUAUACGCAUUGUCAUGAACACAAUCAUUAGACUGACAAACGCUGGGAAGAUGCUAUGAAGGCACAAAACUAUUGUACACAAUAUUACACUGUAUAAAAUUUCAAUUGUAGCCAAAGUCAAGCCAAACCUAGGCUUUAAUUUCUAUUCUUCUUUCUUUUAUUUUCUUUUCUUUUUUUUUAUCAGCCCAUUGACUCAUUGUAAAAGACUGAUAUUUGCAUUUGUAAAACAAUAGUUUACACAAUGGUGCUGUAUAGAUAAAUGAAUGAAUGAAUUAAUUAAUUAAUUAAUUAACUCUUUACUAGCAAUCCAUUUGCUGUUCACCAUUUCACUGUGAUUGAUUGAUUGAUUGAUUGUGCACCAUCUCAAAAUGUAACUCAUUUUACAUUAUUUAUUUAGGAUAUUUAAACUAAAUAUUGGCACAGUUAUCAUUGAAUUUAACUUUGGUAAGCACAACAAAAAACUGUAACACACUGAUGUUAAUUAGCUUGCUAAGUUGUGUAGCAAUUAUUUUCUGGCUUGAAUGAUUUUCAUUAAUAUAUUGACCAAAAUGAAAAGAAAGGAGUUAUUUUUUAAACUUGACAGAAGUUGUUUAUUUGCUGUAAUUUAUCAACAUUUUGAAUGUAUGUAUUUAUUAACGAACGUGAUGCUGUAUUUAUACUCGGAUGAUGAUACUCUGAUUCUCUUGCACCGUUGGAAAACUGAAAGAGUUUGUAUUUCUUUGAAUUUGCACUGGAAAUGUGUUCCUGGUUUGAACGUUGGGUUGUUUUGUACGCUUGCUGUCUUGAUAUUAAACAUUUUUUAAAAUGUGAA